AUGGUGCGACUACCACCAAUAGUACAGGGGUCCCAAGCGGAUGGUAUCCAACGUCGUCAGUCUGUUGCAACUGCACCGGCUGCGAGAAGCGCGGCCCGUCGUGGCAGCAUACGUUUCAAGAAAUCACUUAUUUACUGGAAACUUUUUGGUGCUUCAGCUCCUCUGUAUUGUGGUCCACUGGGUGAAGUGGUUGGUGAAGUUGAAGAGGGUACAGUUAUACGUGAAACUCGCCGGUACAGGGAUCCAUUUGGGAAUUGGUGGGUGGCUUCGCGCUCAGUAGAUGAUUCGCUGUUGUGGUUACUGUUCUCAUCGCCGCCUUCCUCAGAUGGUGAAGUUGGUCAGUGGCGCAGGGUAUACGACCAGCAGGACCAAGAUAUACCAAGCAGUCCCCGCACUGAGGAGGUUGCCGUACUUGGCAGUUAUUCCAUUCCACCUGAAGUGAGCACAAAGGAGCUUCCUUCACUGGAUGAUGUACAUCAGUUCAUUCGUGUUUUGGGUAAAUCUUGGCGAGCGAUGACUUCGAAUCCCGCGGCGCAUACGCGCGAUUGGAACACACAGUACCAACAGUUGGUGGAGCAGAACCUUUUUGCAGAGCGAGAGGCGAGCACUUCGGCCAGAGAUCAGCUUCGUUGCUUUAUGGAGGAGUUCAAAGCAGCUGCUGAGGAGGCGGCACUGGGCGUUGUAGCAGAGUUAGUACUUCCAGCAGAGUUACGAUCAGGAAGGGGAGUCACCGGGGAACGAAACUACUUCGCACGUAAUGGCCUCCUCGUUCGAGUUAUGCUGGAUGACUGCGACGACGAAGAGAACAAAGGCAGUGAACAAGCGUGGCAGGUUGCCACACAGUUUUUUCUUGCGCAGCAAGUGUUAUCGUUAGAGGCACCAAAGCAACUGUUUCACACCCUUCCGACGGCGCUCGUUACAUUUUGUGGCGUCCGGGUUUGUGUUUUCGCUAUUGCGCCGAUUGAAUUGCAGAACGUUGUGUACUUACCGAUACAGGAACUCGAGCGCGGAAACUUGGAAACACCUAACUUUGUCCAGAGGCGACUUGGUGAACUCGGCGCUGCAAUAUCAUUGAAGGGACAUGUCCUCAAAGGGGCUGAGGGAAAAAGUGUUGAUGUGGCAAUGUCCGCUGAUGUCGCUCUGAUUAAAGGAUAUGAUAAGCGACUCUAUAUCAUAGGUUCCGGUCGCCUGCUUCCAGAGCUUGCGCUUCUCGGUAAUGAAGAAAACAUGAAGGACCCCACCAAAUGUAAUCUGUGGGAUGAUACCUUGACGACUUUACGUUUUCGACCAGAGUUCCUUCUUAGGUGGAGUGCUCCACUGAACCCGGAUGCCUUCGUGGAAUCCACUGCAACCCCGGAGGAUAACGCCACCAUCGUUGAGGCCACGGAAUACAUACGAGCGAAGUUAAUACCAACGGUGGCAGCGAUGGUAGGUUUACAUGAACCCAUCGACAUACCACGCCAGGAUGCCGUAGAGUGUACUUUAUGUGGUAAUACCCUAACAAAUGAGCUGCGGUUUGUCGUGUGUCGGAGCAAUGAAAAGUGUUGCCAUAUAUGCUCCCAUUGCUACGCCAGGCGACUGUCCGAGCAAGGAGACUCGACUCGUGAUAUUUUCUGUGAUGCCGUUAAGUGUGGUGCAGGCUUUCGUGGACCCAAAGGUCUACUGAUGCAGCCCUCGCUAUCGUCAAUUUUUCAUGCGAAUGGACUGAAUAUGCGGUUUUUGCCUUUUGUAUAUCAUGCCAUACCGGCGGGUGCAAAACCCGUUGUGGGACACUACUGUGAAAUUGAAAUGGUUGCGCGGGCAGCGGUCCGCGUGUUCCGCAAUAAGUUACGCUCUACUUCGCAAGUCAUAGACGAGGUGAGGCAGAUCUCCCAGGACCUCUUUUUAGGGCUCUUGCAAUCGUCUGGUCACGUGCCAGAGCGGUUCUGGGCAGACGAAAUCGGCCCCACUAUAGAGAAAAUGUAUGGGCCACUAGAGCCAUUCAAUACAGAAAAGAUGGAUGUUGAGCUUUUGUACCAUCGCGUAGCGGACCUCUCUGGUAUUGUGCUCAGCAGUUCAAGCGUAGAGUCGCUAUAUGGUGAAGAGCGACCGUUUCUUCAGUUGGAAAGUGUUGAACCCGUUGUAAAAGUUGUGGUUCCCCCGUAUGUUGCAGAUGAAGAAGCACAGGAAGAACUCCGAAGGGGGCUAUACGACAGUUUGGGUGAGACACUGCUAUUUUGGAUUGGCGCCUUCACAGAUGGUGUGGAAGGAAGCACAAGUGGCGGCAAACUCCCCCACGAGCCAUUCUACCUUACUGAGCAACCAAUCUAA
Messenger RNA from Trypanosoma brucei brucei TREU927, 2310 nucleotides. RefSeq lists its product as hypothetical. Bases 1 to 2310 code for a protein of 769 amino acids. Gene Ontology annotation, biological process: organelle organization. NCBI's taxonomy places the organism in Eukaryota, Euglenozoa, Kinetoplastea, Trypanosomatida, Trypanosomatidae. Gene Ontology annotation, cellular component: cytoplasm. The record is from RefSeq and is a predicted model, not a curated record. The transcript has a single exon.